UGAAGACUUGAAGAGAGAAGUGUUGAAGAGCAUUUUCCUGGAUAGAUAUAAAAUUUCAAUAGCAACUUUGUUUUAUCAAUCAAUACGUUCAUAAUGGCUGGUGGUUUCACCGAAACUGCGUUCAUAAAGAAACUAGCGGAGUUGAAUAAUUCAUCACAAAGUAUUCAAACUUUGAGCUUGUGGCUCAUUCACCACAGGAAACAUUAUAGCACAGUAGUAAAAUUAUGGGUCAGAGAAUUGAUAAAAGCUAAAGAUAAUAAGAAGCUGACAUUCAUGUAUCUCGCCAAUGAUGUAAUACAGAACAGCAAAAAAAAGGGCCCUGAGUAUGGACAAGAGUUUGGAAUACAUCUGAAAAAGGGCUUUGAACACAUGUCCAGAAGUGAUGAAAAAACAAAAAAUAGCUUGGAUAGGUUGCUCACCAUUUGGAAUGAUAGGGGAAUAUAUGAUAGUGUAUUAAUCAGUGAAUUCAAGAGGGCACUAGUAUUAGGACAUGAACCUCCAACCAAAAAAUCAAAACCAAAUGACAGAAAGAAAAGUCCAGCAAGGGAGAGACGAAAAUCUGAGACUGAAAAAGUCGUUGAGCAUUCUGAUGGUUCUAUUGAAACCUUCAUUCAUUUGAGUCCUCAUACUCCUGCAGGGGAUCCACCAGAACCUGAAGAACUGAUAAAAGCCAUUCAAGAUUUAGAAUUGAACAUUGCCUCAUCAGAUGAAGUUGUUAGAGAAAGAAUUGCUAAAUUACCAAGAGAAGUAUCUGAAGUUUCUCUUAUUUCAAAAAUUGAAGAUAAAGAAGCUGCUGAAAAGUUGAGUUUGCAAGUAGGAGAAGCAGUCCACUUACUGAGCCAGUAUAAUAAUAGAUUAUCUGCAGAAAUGGAUCAUAGAAAGAAACUCAGCAUUAUGAUGAGGGACUUUUUACAUGUCCAGGAGGAAUUAUUAGCUCAAGCUGAGAGAAAUCUAGAGGAGUACCAAGAAAAGUUACUGAAAGUAUUUAGCGUUAGAACUGAACUCCACAAUCACAUCAGAAACUUACCAGAUCUGACGCAGCUACCAAAUGUCACAGAUGGAUUGGCCCCAUUACCUUCUGCUGAACAUUUGUUCAUGCAGUGAACUAAAUAGUUUUAGAGUUCAAUGUAUUGCAAUGUGUUUAGUGCACAUUUUUCAUCUGAGGAAUUACAGGAAGAUGUAUUUUAAUGUUUGGUGCUGUUCACUAUUGUUUUUUUGAAUCUUAUUUGAGAACAAUAAUGGUAUGAUUUCGAUGAAGAAUGUUUCAAAUUAUGAAUUGAUCAAUUUCAACAAUGUAAAAACUUCGUAAAUGAUAUGAUUUCCACAAUAUUCAUAGCAAUACAUCAUAAGUGAAAUACUCCUACAAUAAAUUAUUCCAACAUUGCUUUGCCAAACUUAUAUAUGAGGUGUUCCUGAAUGUUAUGUACAGGGUGAGCCAAAUUGGUCAAUUUUAAAGGGAAAAUCCUAUUCUAGGUAUGUAGACUGAUUUCAGUGCCUGAGGAUCAAUUUUCAUGACAAACAAAAUGCUUCGCAAAUGUUUUUAUGGAAACAAAGAAUUUUUGGUAAAAACUUUUCAAAACUUUAUAUUUUCUAAAAACACCUUGUAACUCUGAAACAAAGAUAGAUGUGCAGUUUUCAUCAUUGAGUUUGUAAUGUGAAUUGAUCAACAGGCGCCAACAUCAGUUUUGUUCUAUCUGCUACGUGAAUAGGAUUUUGAAGGUUCAGCUAGCCUGCUCACAGGUAAUUCGCACACAAAUUCUUUAGGUUCCUAAAUAUAUACAGGGUAUUCCCAAAUGUCAUGUACAUAUUGAAGGACAUGAUUCCUUGGUUUAUUUUCACUUAUAAUAUCAC
Messenger RNA from Phaedon cochleariae (mustard beetle), 1851 nucleotides. Lineage: Eukaryota; Metazoa; Arthropoda; Insecta; Coleoptera; Chrysomelidae. The record is from the annotation of a GenBank genome assembly.